Sorex araneus (European shrew) is the source of this 1772-nucleotide messenger RNA. RefSeq names its product mucolipin TRP cation channel 3 (gene MCOLN3). Gene Ontology annotation, cellular component: lysosomal membrane; plasma membrane. The record is from RefSeq and is a predicted model, not a curated record. Lineage: Eukaryota; Metazoa; Chordata; Mammalia; Eulipotyphla; Soricidae. The coding region runs from base 42 to 1772 and encodes 576 amino acids. The transcript has 13 exons. Gene Ontology annotation, molecular function: NAADP-sensitive calcium-release channel activity.
UCGGAGCGGGAGGGCCGGGCCGCGCGCGGGACGCCCGCGCCAUGGACCGCGCAGAGGUGGGAGCCGGCUGCGAGCUGCAGCGGGUCGGCCCCGCGCGCGGCCCCCGAGAGAUGGCAAAUCCUGAGGUUGUUAUUAGUAGCUGCAGCUCCCAUGAAGAAGAAAAUAACUGCAGUUAUAACCAGGGGACAUCUCCCACUCAGGAGCUCCUGUUAGAAGAUCAGAUGAGACGCAAACUCAAAUUCUUUUUCAUGAACCCUUGUGAGAAGUUUUGGGCUCGAGGUAGAAAACCAUGGAAACUGGCCAUACAAAUUCUAAAAAUUGCAAUGGUGACUAUUCAGCUGGUACUUUUUGGAUUAAGUAACCAGAUGGUGGUAGCUUUUAAGGAAGAAAAUACUAUAGCAUUCAAACACCUCUUCCUCAAGGGAUACAUGGAUCGUAUGGAUGACACCUAUGCCGUGUAUACACAAAGUGAUGUGUACGAUCAGAUCAUCUUUGCAGUGAACCAGUACUUGCAGCUCCGCAACAUCUCUGUUGGCAAUCACGCUUAUGAAAACAAGGGAAUGGAGCAGUGUGCCAUGGCCAUCUGUCAGCACUACUACAAGCAAGGGAACAUCUACCCUGGGAAUGACACCUUUGACAUCGAUCCAGAAGUGGAAACUGAAUGUUUUUUUGUCGAACCAGAGGACUCUUUCCACAUUGGAACCCUAGAAGAAAACAAGCUCAAUUUAACACUGGACUUUCACAGACUCUUAACCGUGGAUCUGCAAUUUAAACUGAAGGCCAUUAAUCUCCAGACUAUUCGUCAUCAUGAGCUCCCCGACUGUUAUGACUUUACUCUCACUAUUACGUUUGACAACAAGGCACAUAGUGGAAGAAUUAAGAUAAGUUUAGAUAAUGACAUUUCCAUCAGAGAAUGUAAAGACUGGAAUGUAUCUGGAUCAAUUCAGAAGAACACACAUUACAUGAUGAUCUUUGAUGCUUUUGUUAUUCUGACAUGCUUGGCUUCCUUGAUCCUCUGCAUUCGAUCUGUAGCUAGAGGACUUCAACUUCAGCAGGAAUUUGUCAAUUUUUUCCUCCUCCACUAUAAGAAGGAAGUUUCUGUUUCUGAUCGAAUGGAAUUUGUCAAUGGAUGGUAUAUUAUGAUUAUUAUUAGUGACAUAUUGACAGUCAUUGGAUCAAUUCUGAAAAUGGAAAUUCAAGCUAAGAGUCUAACAAGCUAUGAUGUGUGUAGCAUCCUUCUGGGUACUUCCACCAUGCUGGUGUGGCUUGGAGUCAUUCGAUACCUGGGUUUCUUUCAGAAGUACAACCUAAUUAUACUGACGCUUCAAGCAGCGCUGCCCAACGUCAUCAGGUUCUGCUGCUGUGCAGCAAUGAUUUAUUUAGGCUACUGCUUCUGCGGGUGGAUUGUGCUCGGGCCUUACCAUGACAAGUUCCGUUCUCUGAACAUGGUCUCUGAGUGUCUUUUCUCUCUAAUAAAUGGAGAUGAUAUGUUUGCUACCUUUGCAAGAAUGCAGCAAAAGAGUUACUUGGUUUGGCUGUUUAGCAGAAUUUACCUCUACUCAUUCAUCAGCCUCUUUAUAUAUAUGAUUUUAAGCCUUUUCAUUGCCCUUAUCACUGAUACAUAUGAAACAAUUAAGAAUUACCAACAGAACGGCUUCCCGGAGACUGACCUUCGUACAUUUAUAUCCGAGUGCAAAGAUCUACCCAAUUCUGGAAAAUACAGAUUAGAAGAUGACCCUCCAGUAUCUAUAUUCUGUUGUUGUAAAAAAUAA